CACAAACUAGUGAUCGUGUGGGGGCCACACACGUUUUUGAAUGUAAUUGGACGAGCGUGAAAGAGGUGCCCUAUUAAAAAGCACAACAGUCCUUUAAGAGGAGCAAAAUUGAGUUUCCCCAUUUUUGCCAAGAUUUUGAAGACUGUUCAAUGUAUUGUACAUUUGAUAUAAGAUGAUAACUUUAUAAAAUAUUCUGCCCGAGAGCGUAAACGAUGACUACCCCGGCCCUGCUCCCUUUAUCUGGACGAAGGAUACCACCUCUGAACCUGGGGCCGCCUUCCUUUCCGCAUCACAGGGCUACCUUGAGACUUUCUGAGAAGUUUAUCCUCCUCCUUAUUCUAAGUGCCUUCAUCACCCUGUGUUUUGGGGCAUUCUUCUUCCUUCCAGACUCUUCAAAACACAAACGCUUUGAUCUGGGUUUGGAAGAUGUGUUAAUUCCCCAUGUAGAUGCCAGCAAAGGGGCCAAAAACCCUGGAGUCUUCCUGAUCCAUGGACCUGAUGAACAUAGACACAGGGAAGAAGAAGAACGUUUGAGAAAUAAAAUUCGAGCUGAUCACGAGAAGGCCCUGGAAGAAGCAAAAGAAAAAUUAAAAAAGUCGAGAGAGGAAAUCCGAGCAGAAAUUCAGACAGAGAAAAAUAAGGUAGUCCAAGAAAUGAAGACAAAAGAGAAGAAGCCACUGCCACCAGUCCCUAUACCAAAUCUAAUAGGAAUAGAUGGUGGAGACCCAGAAGAUAAUGACAUAAGAAAGAAAAGGGAAAAAAUUAAAGAGAUGAUGAAACAUGCCUGGGAUAAUUAUCGGAUAUAUGGAUGGGGGCAUAAUGAACUCAGACCCAUUGCAAGGAAAGGACACUCCACUAAUAUCUUUGGAAGUUCACAAAUGGGUGCUACCAUAGUAGAUGCUUUGGAUACCCUUUAUAUCAUGGGACUUCAUGAUGAAUUCCGAGAUGGGCAAAAAUGGAUUGAACACAACCUUGAUUUCAGUGUGAAUUCAGAGGUGUCUGUGUUUGAAGUCAACAUUCGAUUUAUUGGAGGCCUGCUUGCAGCGUAUUACCUUUCAGGAGAAGAGAUAUUCAAGAUUAAAGCAGUUCAGCUGGCUGAGAAACUCCUUCCUGCCUUUAACACACCCACUGGGAUUCCUUGGGCAAUGGUGAAUCUGAAAAGUGGAGUAGGGCGGAACUGGGGCUGGGCAUCUGCAGGUAGCAGCAUUCUUGCCGAAUUUGGUACACUGCACAUGGAGUUUGUCCACCUCAGCUACCUGACAGGGGACUCCGUCUACUACAAAAAGGUCAUGCAUAUUCGGAAACUACUUCAGAAAAUGGAUCGUCCAAAUGGUCUUUAUCCAAAUUAUUUGAACCCAAGAACAGGUCGCUGGGGUCAGUAUCAUACAUCAGUUGGCGGGCUGGGAGACAGUUUUUAUGAAUACUUACUGAAAGCAUGGUUGAUGUCAGAUAAAACAGACCAUGAGGCAAGGAAAAUGUAUGAUGAUGCUAUUGAGGCUAUAGAGAAACAUCUUAUUAAGAAGUCCCGAGGAGGUCUCACCUUUAUUGGAGAGUGGAAAAAUGGGCACUUAGAAAAGAAGAUGGGGCAUUUGGCCUGUUUUGCUGGGGGAAUGUUUGCACUAGGAGCAGAUGGUUCCAGAAUGGAUAAAGCUGGUCAUUAUUUAGAGCUAGGGGCAGAAAUUGCACGUACAUGUCAUGAGUCAUAUGACAGAACUGCAUUAAAGCUGGGUCCUGAGUCGUUCAAGUUUGAUGGUGCGGUAGAGGCUGUGGCCGUCCGGCAGGCUGAAAAGUAUUACAUCCUCCGUCCAGAAGUAAUCGAAACCUAUUGGUACCUAUGGCGAUUCACUCACGAUCCAAGAUACAGGCAGUGGGGCUGGGAAGCAGCACUGGCUAUUGAGAAGUAUUGCCGAGUGAGCGGCGGGUUUUCCGGGGUGAAGGACGUGUACUCAUCUACUCCUACCCACGAUGACGUGCAGCAGAGUUUCUUUCUCGCUGAGACGUUGAACAGAGGGAGCUACAACCCAAAUUGUAUUUAUGUGGCAGUAACACAUAAUAAGAUAUUUGUAUCUGCUGUUCUCCAGUGACGACCUUUUACCUUUAGACCACUGGGUAUUCAAUACAGAGGCUCAUCCUCUGCCCGUGUUACAUUUAGCCAACACCACACUUUCAGGAAAUCCUGCUGUUCGAUGAAAAGCAGCUCCAGAAAGACCAUUCUCCCCUGUGUUUUGUUUACAUGGACCACUACAGAAAUCAGUCUGGAGGGGGGGCUUUGGGAAACCUGGACCUCAUAAGUCAACAUGGCAGGGUGAAACAUGACUGUGCCCCACAAGACUUUUCAACUUGUAGAUAUCUCAACUUUGAAAUGAUUCCAUUUUAUACCUGACCAAAACAUAUUCUGGUAUGUGUAGGACAGCGACCUGACACGCUUUGUUUCGUAAGGAGAUGGUCACAUGGGAAAUCAUGCCUGUUACUACUGUACUGUUUUUAGAGUCCUGGCAUCCAGAGACCAGACUGCCUGAGAAUAAGCCAAGAAUGCGGAGCACCUUGUGGAAGUGAGGGAUGGCCUUUGGAACUGAUUAUACAUUUGUUCCUUCCAAAGUGGAGCAGCUUUCAAAUCAGAUAUUUACUCAUCGUUUAUCCCUUUUUUCUCCAUUUUUAAUGGAAGGAACUAAAACAAAAGAGCAGUGGAACCGCAUCAAGAGCAAGAAGUCUGGCAAAAGACAACAAAAGUACCUGUUCCUGUCUCAGUUUUCAGGUUCCCCGUUGGACGAUCAGACUGGCAACCAUUUCAACUCUCAGUCUAUUCCAUCGAAAUCUCUUGGUUCAAUUUGAUUUUCUCUGGGGGCAUGAUCUCACAAGGAAUACUCUUCAAGUCUUCGUCUCCAUACAGAAUCAUUGAAACUGUUGUUUAUCGAAACCACUCACGAGCCUGGGUUUGGGAUUUCGUGCAUGUUGAUCAGUCUAGUGUUGGUAGCAUGACGACAAGUGGGGGAAAUGCUGCAGUUUGUUGCCUUGAAACCCGUUUUGAGAGAAAGCCUUGGUUUUGUUGGUAGAUUUUUUUUCCCCGAACCAGCAAAUCUACCAAGUGAAUUUUAUCCACUUUAACCUUACAAAUUUAGUAAAAUCCCUCAACUUACAACUCUCUGUGGCUUGGCACAUUUCGCUAUACUAUUAUGCAGCUCCAAAUUUACCUUGAUGAGCCAAAUUACUUUUACAACCUUACGAAAUCAAAAACAAAAUACAGUGAAACUUGCUCAUACAUUCUAUCUGAAAUGGGAACAGGGGGAUCCUGUAUUAUCUCGUCAGAUGAGCGAACUUUUCACAAAUAUUUUAUGUCAAAAAUAAAAUUCAGCUUUUAUUUUCUCCAAGGAUAUUUAUAGAAAUCCAAAGAAUUAAUCAGAACCACUUCGAAGUAAUUUUUAGUGAUAAAAGUGUGGUAUAAUUAAUCAUAUUAACUAAAUUUGGGAUAUAUCUAAGGGAGUUUCCCUUACCAUAAAUAGAUUUUGCAGUGAUAUUUAUUUUUAAAGAAAUUGCUAUUUCUUCAUAUUUGGGGGGAGGAACUGAAAUUUUAUCAAGAACUGUAUUGUAAGAUAAAUAUGAUUGUAAGUUUUCUGUCCCUUGAAUUUGUGUCACAGUGCAAGACACUUUUUCUUCUUUACGUUUAAUACAAACAGCUUCCAUUGACAAUAAAAGUUGGGAGCAUUAUAAUCAGUCUAGUAUUUACUCUGAACUUGAGGAUUUCAUGAAACAGUGUUUGUGCAAGAAGCCCACCUUGGAAUUCUGAAGGCUUAUUUUCUUAUUUUGAUAGCUUUUCUUUUUCAUCUCUUAUUAGCACGUAGCAGAUUUUAAUUGGAGAAAAGAUUCAAUAAAUUAACAUAAUUAAGUAUUUUCUAAGGGUGAUCAUCUUACGCCACAAAUAGUCCUCACAGUUCAGCAGUCGAUCCAUAAAUGAUAACCAAACCCAAGAUUUUUCAGGAUACAUAGGAAAUAAGGAUGUGGAGCCAGUUGCAUUAUUUAAGUUUUUAAGAGAGUUAAAUUUUAGCACACAUUUUGAAAUUAUAGUAUCUUUUACUACUUGAAAAGUUAAAAUUUUGAAAUGAGAAGGGGAGAUGACUAACCUGAGAAAGGGAGAAUAUUUGGUUCUCAAAAAAACGUUAGCCUUCCUCCUAAAAGUAGCAUAAGCCCACUUAGGAGUCACUCAAAAACGUGAACCCCUUGAGGUGGCGAAGACCCAGAGCCGCUGAGUAGACGGCAGCGAGUCUGCCGGUACCCUGUUCAGAAGAGGGCAGAGUAAGGGGCCUUCUUGGUCUCCCAGGAGCUUCUCAAGAAAAGAGAAGACAGAGCCUCCGCCCCCUCGGCUGACCGGGGCUUAAGAGAAGGCAGAGAGGUGCGUGAGUAUGGCCCUUUCUGUGCAAGCGAAGAAUCCGGAGAGGGGCAGGGGAAGCUUCGGUCGUCUUCACUGCCUGCUCCCUCCCUGUGAUGGUAAGACUAGAGCUGACCCCAACGCUUCCAUUGUUUUCUUCUCUGGAUACCAAAGGCAAUUAAAGUCAGCUACAAAGGA
This is a messenger RNA of Neofelis nebulosa (Clouded leopard), 4561 nucleotides long. RefSeq names its product mannosidase alpha class 1A member 2 (gene MAN1A2). Gene Ontology annotation, molecular function: mannosyl-oligosaccharide 1,2-alpha-mannosidase activity; calcium ion binding. NCBI's taxonomy places the organism in Eukaryota, Metazoa, Chordata, Mammalia, Carnivora, Felidae. Gene Ontology annotation, cellular component: extracellular exosome; Golgi membrane; endoplasmic reticulum. Bases 213 to 2084 code for a protein of 623 amino acids. The transcript is spliced from 14 exons. The record is from RefSeq and is a predicted model, not a curated record. Gene Ontology annotation, biological process: carbohydrate metabolic process; N-glycan processing.